Molecule: messenger RNA, 4559 nt
Organism: Camelus dromedarius (Arabian camel)
Lineage: Eukaryota; Metazoa; Chordata; Mammalia; Artiodactyla; Camelidae
Gene: EFCAB6
Product: EF-hand calcium binding domain 6
Exons: 29
Coding region: 69-4298 (1409 amino acids)
Cellular component (GO): nucleoplasm
Molecular function (GO): calcium ion binding
Source: RefSeq, a predicted model, not a curated record
UUCAAAAAAUUACUGAUAAAGGAGAUGAGUUGAAAAAAGCCUUUCACCUGCUCGACACCAGUAACAACAUGACGGUGUCAAAGAAUGAACUGAGAAGAAUCAUCACAACCUUCCUGCUGCCUCUCACCAGAGAACAGUUUCAACAUGUGCUGGCUCAGAUCCCCCUCACCAGCUCUGGCGCCGUUCCGUACCUUGAAUUCCUGUCCAGGUUCGGUGGAAUUGACCUGAAUAUAAAUGUUAUAAAGAGGGGAGGUGAGGAUGAAACGAAUUGCUGUCGGACAUUAAAAGAACUUGAAGUCCAAGUGGGAGAAAAGAUUUUCAAAAACAUUAAAACUGUUAUCAAAGCCUUUAAGCUCGUUGACAUUAACAAGACUGGUCUGGUUCAACCACGUGAGCUGAGGAGGGUUCUGGAGACCUUCUGUCUGAAGAUGAAAGAUGACGAAUACAAACAGUUUGCAAAACACUACAACAUUGAUAAAGAUACUGCAGUGAAUUAUAAUGUAUUUUUGAAGAACCUCAGUACAAAUAAUGACUUGAACCUUAAAUAUUAUAUAAGAAGUCAAGAAGUCUUGUGGGAGGAUCAACAAGUCAGAAAUUCCAGAAAAGGGUGCCUCCCCAGUGCUGUUUCAUCUGAAGACACCUGGAAAAACUCCUCCUUGGAUGAAAUCGAGAGGACCUUUUGCCAAGAGUUUUCGAAGUCCUAUGAAAAGGUUGAAAAGGCCCUGAGUGCAGGGGACCCCUCCAAAGGUGGAUAUGUAUCUCUGAAUUACCUAAAGAUUGUCCUCGACACCUUUGUGUACCGAUUACCAAGAAGAAUUUUCAUCCAGUUAAUGAAAAGAUUUGGACUUAAAACCACAACCAAAGUCAAUUGGAAGCAAUUUCUAACAUCAUUGUAUGAGCCUCAGUGGUUGGAAGCUAGCAAUAAAAUUCCCCUGACAAAAAGAAACAGUAUCAACUCUAGAAAUCAGUCUCGCAAGGAAAACGUCAUCACAAAGUUACUUAGACAUGAAGAUCACUAUGUGUCUUUGAAGAAAGCACUGCUGAUCAUCAAUGCUAAACCUGAUGGACGGAUAACAGGGGAAGAAUUGCGACAUAUUCUGAAUUGCCUGGUUGUAAAAAUAAGUGAUUCAGAAUUCAAAGAACUAAUGCACACGCUUGACCCUGGGUGCACGGGCUGGGUCAGCGCCAGCACGUUCAUGGAGCUGCUUGAGGAGACCCCUAAGCUAAGCAGAACGUCCUCCUGUAAAGACACCAAGGCGCCUCUCCUCCUGGCGUGGGACUCAGUGGAAGAAAUUGUUCAUGACUCGAUUAGUAAGAAUCUACAAGCUUUCUACAAUAUGCUACGGUCACAUGACCUCGGAGACACGGGGCUCAUUGGGAGAAAUAAAUUCAGGAAAAUCAUGCGCAUAUUCUGCCCAUUUUUAACAACCGAACAUCUGGUAAAACUCUGCAGUAAGUUUCAGGAUGUUGCUUCAGGAAGAAUCCUUUACAAGAAGCUCUUGGCGUGCAUAGGAAUUAAUGGCCCGCCCACUGCCUCUCCAGCGCUCGUUCCAAAGGAUCAGCUGUUCAAUGAACAUUUUCAAAAAGAGGAACAGCAACAGCCGGAUCCUUCUGAGAGAACCAAGCACGCUGAGAGUAAAAGCGCCGUGACCAAGAACAUGACCAAGGAUGAAGUUAUUGAAAAACUCAAAGCCUGUGUACAGCAGCAGGACCCAGCAUUCAGAAAACGAUUUCUUGACUUCAGCAAGGAGCCCAAUGGCAAAGUUAAUGUGCAAGACUUCAAGAAGGUGCUGGAAGAUAACGGGAUGCCCAUGGCCGACGAUCAGUACGCCCUGCUGACUGCAAAACUAGGAUAUAAGAAAGAAGGGAUGAGUUAUCUCGAUUUUGCAACAGGAUUUAAAGAUUCUAAAAUGAAUUGGCCGAAAGUGACUCCAUCUCGGACUCCAGUUCUCUCAAAAGGCGGCUCGGACAGCUACUUUAUAACUGCUGAGGACUGCCUGAAGCAGUUCCCGCCGAGAAUGAAGGAGUCCUUCCGGAACCCCUACUCGGCCUUCUUUAAGAUCGACACCGACAGGGACGGCAUCGUCAACAUGCGUGACCUCCGCCGGCUGCUGCUGCACCUGCUCCUCAACCUGAAGGACGAGGAGUUCGAGCGCUUCCUGGGCCUCCUCGGCUUGAGGCUCAGCGCCACCUUAAACUUCCGGGAGUUUUGCAACUUGUGUGAGAAGAGACCCUUCCAAGAAGAGGAUGACGCGCCUCAGAGACUCAUCAGACCAAAGCAGAAGGUCGCAGAUUCAGAGCUGGCCUGUGAGCAGGCUCACCAGCACCUUGUCACCAAAGCCAAAACCAGAUGGUCGGACUUGUCAAAGAAUUUUAUAGAAACUGACAGUGAGGGCAACGGCAUCCUUCGCCGACGAGAUAUCAAGAACGCGCUGUAUGGCUUUGGCAUUCCGCUCACGCCGAGGGAAUUUGAGAAGCUCUGGAUGAGCUACGACACGGAGGGGAGAGGGCACAUUACGUACCAAGAGUUCUUACAGAAACUGGGGAUUAACUAUUCAGCAGAUGUUCACCGGCCCUAUGCGGAGGACUAUUUCAACUUCAUGGGGCAUUUCACUAAGCCCCAGCAGGUGCAGGAAGAGGCCCGAGAGCUGCGGCAGGGCGCGGAGAGGGCCGUGGCAGCCAGGAAUAAUCUGAAGGAGCAUUAUCAAGAUGUCAGCAAAGCUCUCACCAAGCAAGAUGAAUCCAGAAAUGGCUACAUAGCCUUGUGCCAGAUGCAGAAGUUGCUGCAGAAAUGUGGUUGUUCUCUGAAGGAAGAGGAGCUGACCGAUCUUCUAAACAGUUGGGGAAUCAGCUGUCAUGAUAAUUCCAUCAAUUACCUUGGCUUCUUGAGAGCGGUGGAGAACAGCAAGCCGACCAAACCUCAGCCCCAGGAGAAAGAAGAGGGCAUGUCCAUCAAUUUUGCAGCACUGAGUUCAGAAGAGGUUCUGAAGAACAUCCAGGAGGUGGUCGCCUCCUCCAGUCCGGCUUUGUCAACGGCAUUUUCUGCAUUGGAUAAAGAGGACACUGGGUUUGUAAAGGCUUCGGAUUUUGGACAAGUUCUUAAGGAAUUCUGUUACAAACUAACAGAUAACCAGUAUCACUAUUUUUUGAGAAAACUGAGAAUUCAUCUAACCCCCUAUAUAAAUUGGAAAUAUUUUCUCGAGAACUUCAACAGUUACCUUGAGGAGACGGCUACUGAGUGGGCUGAGAAGAUGCCCAAAGGCCCGCCACCCAGAUCUCCCAAGGAAAUAGCAAACCAAGAGAUCCUGGCUCGGCUCCGCAAAGCAGUGGCCUCCCACUACCACACCAUCGCCCAGGAGUUUGAGAACUUUGACACCACGAAGACGGACACCGCCUCCAGGGAUGAGUUCCGGGCCAUCUGCACUCGCCACGUCCAAGUUCUGACGGAUGAACAGUUUGACAGGCUCUGGGCUGAGCUGCCCGUCAACGCCAAGGGGCGGCUGAGAUACCUGGACUUCCUGAGCGGCUUCAGCUCCGAGAAAGCGGUCACGCCGCCGGCCACUGGCGACUCGGCCAGGGCACAGAGAGGCAGCAGCGUUCCCGAAGUCUCGGAAGGAAGCAGGUCCGCUGGGUCAUCACCCGCUCGCGACCUGAAAUCGGGGUCGAAACCGCGGAGCCACCCCUGCACCCUGGCGAGUGCAACCCCGCCCCUGCAGAACUGUGAGCCCAUCGAGACCAAGCUCCGGAAGAAGGUCCAAGGGUGCUGGCGUGAGCUCCUGAGGGAGUGCAAGGAGAGGGACGCCAACCGGCAGGGCGACAUCACCGCCACCGAGUUCCUGGCGCUGGUGGAGAAGUUCAGCCUGGGCCUGAACAGGGAUGAGUGCCAGCAGCUCAUCCUCAAAUACGACUUAAAGAACAACGGCAGGUUUGCUUAUUGUGACUUCAUUCAGAGCUGCGUCCUCCUGUUGAGAGCAAAGGAAACAUCGCUGAUGCAGAGGAUGAAAAUCCAGAACGCGCACAAAAUGAAAGAAGCUGGUGCUGAGACUUCUUCCUUUUACUCUGCUCUGCUGCGCAUUCAGCCCAAAAUUGUGCACUGCUGGAGGCCGAUGAGGCGCACGUUCAAAGCCUACGAUGAGGAAGGGACGGGGCUUUUAAGCGUGGCUGAUUUCAGGAAGGCCCUGAGACAGCACAGCAUCAACCUCUCGGAGGAGGAGUUCUUCCACAUCCUGGAGUAUUACGACAAGGCGCUGUCCUCCAAAAUCUCCUACAACGACUUCCUGCGGGCCUUCCUGCAGUAGGCGCCGCCGGCAGGGGGCCCGCCCGGGGGCCUGUCCCCAAGAAUGGUGAAACCUGUCACUGGGGGAUCUCAUGAACUUGCAGAGUGUCCCAGAAACGAAGCCUGCGCCAAGCCCACGUCUUUCUGAGCUCAGCCCAGGCCCAGCCUCAGCAGCAGCGGCCUCUCCAGGGGCCCCGAGGUGGCCCCGCUGAGCCUCAGGACCCCUCAUUAGUUUGAGCAAAUAAAAAUGUUAAUCUUUGCAAAAAUGAUUCUUGAGACUUUA